Magallana angulata is the source of this 3500-nucleotide messenger RNA. RefSeq lists its product as uncharacterized. Lineage: Eukaryota; Metazoa; Mollusca; Bivalvia; Ostreida; Ostreidae. The record is from RefSeq and is a predicted model, not a curated record. The transcript is spliced from 12 exons. Bases 598 to 1653 code for a protein of 351 amino acids.
UUGUUUUAGUUUUUAAGAUAACCAGACAAGAAUUAACCUGACCAGCGGCCCCCAAGCGCCACAAGUAGAUUUUGCAAAUAAUUGAAUUUGUAUUAGAAAAAGACAUUGAACUCUUCCCUAACCAAGUUCAUCCCUACUCGGUUUAUUAAUCCAAAUAGAAUAAAGGGACAUUAAAUAUUUAAAGAGAAAGCCCAUGCAGCCUCUGAUAAUAUACCUGUAUAUGUAUUACAUGUACCUGUCAUUUUAUUUAGAGCUAGAGCUAUAAAUACAAAUCAAGCUGUAUUAAAUUAUGCUUAUUAAAGCUCAGCACAAUAACCAUUGACGGUAUGAGAAAUCGCCAAGAAUAAAGUAGUUAUUGUUAGAUCAAAUAUAGCUCCCAGAAGUGGCCACAGGUGUUUUUUCAUUUGAGUAGAAUUGUAUGCACAUGAGCGAGCAUAUCAGAGGGGAGUGCAUAUUGACAUAAGAAAUUUAAUAAUCUUGAAGUUCUAUGUUUUUCUUUAAAUUUUAAGGUGGAGUAAUAACUGGAAGUUUGUGUACUUACAGUGGUGGUUGAGCAAUAUCUACCAGUUUGAUCUACAGAGCCGAAUUAUAUAGACAAUGGUGGUCACAGACAACUCAGGUUUUUUAUCGAAAGUAUGGAUGCCAGAAAUGUUCAUAAAAUUGCUCAGCAAAUGUGUUCACAAGCUGCAGAACUCUGGAGAGGAAUUUGACAGAUGUCAUGAAUCCAGCCAGUAUGGGUCCGAUUUGAAGACCGAUUUGUUUAUUAAGCAGCAGACAGAUGGAUCUUGUCAGACUAACAACAGUGGUAAUGCUGGAAGCAACGAAAAAGUUAAGACUGGUUUCAUUGGAAUUGAAGAAAAGAUUGAUGAUGGGGAUCAAGAUCACGAGAAAAAUCAUUGUGCGGGCAAUGAAGAAAUGAGUAGAAAUGUUGAAAAGAAGCAGAGGUUUCCCCAUCCUGGUCUCAAAUUCAAACGAAGGACAAUAGGUGCAUCCCAUGCUGCUUUAUGGACAUGUAUCUUAAUGCUCUUUCUGUGUUUACUUCCUGCCCAAGGAGCUGACCUUAGGGACCGGCAAUCCAGAAAGCAUGACACGUCAAUGAAUUUCUGUGAGACCUAUAGGUCUAACUUGUCUCAGAGCUCUGGACCUUGGAAUGGCGGCAUGUGUAGCAGUGAGCUCAAGAAGAUUCACUGUCAGACAGGGGAGAUAAAAAACUGUGCGCCUUUGGUGUCUAGAGAUUCUAAAAAUUCUUUUUUUGCAUGUUGCAUAAAAAAAAUAAGGGAUUUGAAAGAUGACCAGUGCCUUUUGAUAACACAGAUUAAGGGAUCCAACCAAAAAGUGGCCCAGUGUUAUGAAGGAAAACAAUAUUGUUCGCCUCCAGUUUCUACCAGUCCCCCUACAUUCUCAAAAAGUACACAAGAUCCUCUGACUGUCAAUACCACCAAUCCCCUACCAGAAUCACUGAGCCAAAAUACGAAACCAAGUAAAGGACUGACCACUGCAGCUUGUGCUUUCCCAGUCUGCUGUUUGAUCAUAUUAGCCGUCUGCUUUAUCAUCGUGCUCUGUUACAUGGGCCAUGUUGUUGGUUAUGCCUUAUGUCUUGCGCAAUUGAGGGUUGUCUGCAAAUUAAAGAAUUUUAGUCCAGUUAACCAUUAAAAUAAGGAAUCGGAAAGAUUAAAUGAACGGGGAAACUCAAUCAUUCUUCGGAAAGAAAAUGACUUUCAAUGUACAAGCAAUGUUCAGGAAAUAAACAUCAUAAAGAAGAUACACUAUCUGACUAUAUAUGAUAUGGCGCUUAUAAUCUGAUCAAAGGAUGGGAAUCAUUCAUUAUAUAUCCAUGCUUAUAGACCUUUUAAUGUUUGCCUUAUUUAAGCUAGAUUUAGAAUCCAUGUAUUUAAACUCAUUAAUUUUCGUUAUAACAUAUCAAAUUUGUAAAUUAUACUGUAAUUGUUCCAAAAUGAGAUUCAGAAAACUGGCCAUUUUUUAACGUGUUAAGUUGAAAGGAAAUAUCUUUUUUUAGUAACUCUCGGUGAAUUAUUGUAUUUACCAAUUUCCGUAAUCGUGAUUUAUGAGGUCAAGUUUAUAUUCCUAUUUGUGGUGAAAAUAAAUCAGUUUUGAAAUGUAGGUGAAAUUAUUAACAAUAAUAAAAGUCUAGUUUUAUGCAAAUAUAACAUUCUGAUCAUCACAUUUACUCAUGUUUUGCUCGUCUUGUUUGUCUACAUAUUCAGAUACGAAAAUAUAAAAGCGGUCCUUUCAAUUUCUUUAUAGAUAAUUAUCGUUUUGUAUACUUUUUUUUAAAAAACAGCUGUACCUUCGAAUUACUUAAUUUUUAUCUAUUGUAAAUAUAAAUUGUAGAAAAUUUUUCUGUUGUUUUAAAAUAAUAUGAAUUUACAUUUAUCCACUGCCUAAUGCCUCUGCAUGAUCAUCAAUAGUUUUUUUGGUGAUGUGAAUUAGAUAUGAUUAUUUUUACUUAAUUUUUAUGACAAUUUAUAGGUCUUAAUAAAAAUAUAUUUAAUUUAAAGAUAAUAAUCUAAAUUUAGACUGUUUACGUAACUACAAUGUACUGUGCAAUUUUUUGAAGUCUUUUCUCCAUGAUAUUUACAUUUCUUUCAUAACCCAGGUCUUCAUGUUUAUUGUAAUUCUUUAACAUAUUUGUUUUAAUUUUCCAAAGACAAAUAUUUCAGAAAUUCUUUAGAAGACUUUGCUAACGUUUGUUUUCAAUUAAGCUGCGUUUUGGACGGAAAAUACAGUGAAUACAGUUGUAACAAAUGUUGUAGCUUCUGAUGUGUAAGGAGGAUUACUCUUCAAAAUUAUUUAUCUCUCCCUACAAAAUGUACAUGUAUUAUGUUUUGUAUUACUGUAGUAAUUUAUGUUGUCGUAAUGUUUAGAGAUCAUGCUUGUUGUAUCUAUGUCAGAAUAAAAAAUUCUCAAAUGGUCUAAAAAAAAUGUCAAUAAGUCUUCCAUAUGGUGCCAUCGUAAGUGCUCAAAAUGGAAUUAAAAUGUUAAUAAAUGCACAAAUCGGCUCUCAAAGUGGAUGUUGAAAAGAUAUAAAGAAAGCCUUCAAUGCACUUCAGUUGAUAUAAUAGUUAGUAAAGCAUCAUUUUUUUUUUUCAUUUAUUUUUUAGAGUAAUUUCAUAAUGUAUACAAAGUUUGAUUUCAUGGACAGUUUAUAAUUCUAUAAUUAUAAUAGUAUUAAACUCAAAUGAAAUUUUAAUCGCACCAAAUAACAUUUUAACCGGAAAUUUAUUAUAUAUGAGUAUGUUUACAUUAGAUGUGGCUUCAUUAUCAUGCUUUUCGGGCUUGUGAUUUUGAAAUAUAUUAAUAAGACAUCUUUUAAAUAAUGCUUCGUCUACCUAUACUCCCAAUUUUAUGUUUCAUUAAAAAUAGCAUCUUUUUAUAUACAUAAUGAACAACACUAUUAGAGUGGGUUUUUUUUUUAUAGAUAUGUGGAAAUACUGGGAAAUGGAAUUCAUACACAAAGUAGAAAACUGUAAUUUAACAAU